Molecule: messenger RNA, 1518 nt
Organism: Durio zibethinus
Lineage: Eukaryota; Viridiplantae; Streptophyta; Magnoliopsida; Malvales; Malvaceae
Product: mraW methylase family protein
Biological process (GO): rRNA base methylation
Molecular function (GO): rRNA (cytosine-N4-)-methyltransferase activity
Source: RefSeq, a predicted model, not a curated record
CUUACACAUCCAUGGCAGAUGUGGUAACCAUAGUGAUACUAGUAUUUGUGAAUGCUGCAGAGAACUCUUUUACAUACUGGUGGAGAUGGCUAUGAAUAUCAUCAGCUGGACUGAACUCACUCUGUCUGGAAUCAAUGGCGGCAAAGGCCAAGCAAAUGAUGCAGUUGGUGUUGUCUUCUUCAUUUACUCUUCCUAUAUCUUCACGAUUAGCAGCGGUAUCAGCUGUUCGUGUCCUUUAUAACCAUUAUCCUACAAAAUCGCUUGCAAUCGUGAGAUCUGUUUGUAGAAGCAUCUCUACCGAUACAAAUAAGAAGAAGACGAAGAAGCAGCAGCAGCAGCUGAAGAAGAAAGAAAAGGGCUUAGCGAAAGAAAAGCGAAGAACCCGUUCACUCAGGGAUGGUGAUAUUGAGAUUGAGAAUGUGGAGGAGGAUGAUUCUUCUACUUCAGCCAUGAUGCAGCAGUCCCAGUCCCACAUCCCCGUUAUGUUGAGUGAAGUACUUGAUGUCUUCUCUUCAAAUUCAAAGCCACUCUGCUCUUUUGUCGACUGUACUCUUGGAGCUGCUGGUCAUGCUUCCGCGAUAAUCCAGUCCCACCCUCAACUCAAGCUUUUCAUUGGAAUGGAUGUGGAUCCUGUUGCACUCCAGAUGGCUCGUUCUCGCAUCCAUGCUCUUUCCCAUUCUCACCCUCAUCCUCACUUCCAAGCCUUCACUUUUCUCAACAAUUUUAGGAACAUCAAAUCCCUUCUCAGGCAGGUUGACCACCCCGACCUCUUCUCUUCCGGAGUCGACGGCAUCUUAAUGGAUUUAGGAAUGUCAUCCAUGCAGGUCAACGAUCCCGAGAGAGGCUUCAGUGUGCUUGCUAAUGGACCUCUUGAUAUGCGCAUGGAUCCUCAGUCUAGUCUGAAAGCAGAAGACAUAUUAAAUUGCUGGCCAGAUAGUGAAGUGGGAAGAAUCCUUCGGGAUUAUGGAGAAGAAAGCAAUUGGAGAUUGCUUCAAAAUAAGAUUCUUCAGGCUCGUCUUCAAGGUGGAUUGCAUUCUACUGGUGAAUUGGUUGAUGUUAUUCGGGGUGUGACUCCUGGGACAAGAGGAGGUAGGCAAGGUUGGGUAAAGACUGCAACAAGAGUGUUUCAAGCGCUCAGAAUUGCUGUCAAUGAUGAACUCAAGACACUGGAGGAUUCCCUGUACGAUUGCUUUGAUUGUCUUGCCCCUGGGGGUAGGCUUGCCGUCAUUUCUUUCCACAGUUUAGAAGACAGAAUUGUGAAACAAACAUUUCUUAAAAUCAUCGAUUGCAGCAAGGAAAGUGGAGAUGGUAGUGUAGAAGAGAGGGAUAUAGGGGAUUUGCGAAAGAUCAAAGGUGACAAUAAUAAAAAGGAAUUAUGGAUUAGACAGACGAUACAAGGUCGGAAUGGAACAAUACUGACCAAGAGGCCAAUUACACCAUCUGAAAAGGAAGAAGGAUUCAACCGUCGGUCUAGAAGUGCUAAGCUAAGGGUAAUUCAGAAGGUCUGUUCAUAGGUAA